This is a messenger RNA of Oenanthe melanoleuca, 4660 nucleotides long. It is a transcript of the gene ARHGAP26, whose product is annotated as Rho GTPase activating protein 26. Bases 177 to 2192 code for a protein of 671 amino acids. Gene Ontology annotation, cellular component: cytoplasm. Gene Ontology annotation, biological process: signal transduction. The transcript has 21 exons. Gene Ontology annotation, molecular function: GTPase activator activity; protein binding. The record is from RefSeq and is a predicted model, not a curated record. NCBI's taxonomy places the organism in Eukaryota, Metazoa, Chordata, Aves, Passeriformes, Muscicapidae.
CCCCGCUCCCGCCCCGCUCCGGCUCGGCUCGGCUCGGCUCGGCUCGGCUCGGCCUGGCCCGGCACCGCGCUCCCGCCGCCCGCCCGCACCGGCGGCUGCGCGCCUCGCCCUAGAAACCCUUCCGCUUUGCGUUCGCUCCGGAUUCCUGCGCGCUUUCCCCCGCCGUGCCGGGCAGCAUGGGGCUGCCGGCGCUGGAGUUCAGCGAGUGCUGCCUGGACAGUCCGCAGUUCCGGGAGAGGCUGCGCUCCCACGAGGCCGAGCUGGACAAGACCAACAAGUUCAUCAAGGAGCUCAUCAAGGACGGGAAGUCGCUCGUCGCCGCCCUCAAGAACCUGUCGGCUGCCAAGCGCAAAUUCGCCGAUUCCCUCAACGAGUUCAAGUUCCGCUGCAUCGGCGACGCCGAGACGGACGACGAGAUCUGCAUCGCCAAGUCUCUGCAGGAGUUUGCCACGGUGCUGCGGAACCUGGAGGACGAGCGGAUGCGCAUGAUCGAGAACGCCAGCGAGGUGCUGAUCACACCGCUGGAGAAAUUCCGCAAGGAGCAGAUUGGGGCUGCCAAGGAUGCCAAAAAGAAAUAUGACAAGGAGACUGAGAAGUACUGUGGUGUCCUAGAAAAGCACUUGAACUUGUCUUCCAAGAAGAAAGAAUCCCAGCUUCAGGAGGCAGACAGCCAGGUGGAUCUGGUCCGGCAGCACUUCUACGAGGUGUCCCUGGAAUAUGUCUUCAAGGUGCAGGAGGUGCAGGAGAGGAAGAUGUUUGAGUUUGUGGAACCUCUGCUGGCCUUUCUGCAGGGGCUGUUCACAUUCUACCACCAUGGCUACGAGCUCGCUAAGGACUUCAGUGAUUUCAAAACAGAGCUGACAAUCAGCAUCCAGAAUACAAGAAACCGCUUUGAGGGGACCAGGUCAGAGGUGGAAGCUCUGAUGAAGAAGAUGAAGGAGAACCCCCAUGAGCACAAAAACAUCAGCCCUUACACCAUGGAGGGCUAUCUCUACGUGCAGGAGAAGCGGCACUUUGGGACCUCCUGGGUGAAGCAUUACUGCACCUACCAGAGGGAGUCCAAGCGCAUCACCAUGGUGCCCUUCGACCAGAAAUCAGGAGGAAAAGGGGGGGAAGAUGAAGCUGUGACCCUGAAAUCCUGCACCAGGAGGAAAACAGACUCCAUAGAGAAGAGGUUCUGCUUUGAUGUGGAGGCUGUGGAUCGGCCCGGGGUCAUCACCAUGCAGGCGCUGUCGGAGGAGGAGCGGCGGCUCUGGAUGGAGGCCAUGGACGGCCGGGAGCCGGUGUACAACUCGAACAAGGACAGCCAGAGCGAAGGCACUGCCCAGCUGGACAGCAUCGGCUUCAGCAUCAUCAAGAAGUGCAUCCACGCUGUGGAAACAAGAGGGAUCAAUGAGCAGGGGCUCUACAGGAUCGUGGGGGUGAACUCCAGAGUUCAGAAGCUGCUGAGUAUAUUAAUGGAUCCCAAGACAGCCACAGAGACAGACACAGAGAUUUGUGCAGAGUGGGAGAUCAAGACCAUUACUAGUGCACUGAAAACAUACCUGAGAAUGCUCCCAGGGCCCCUGAUGAUGUACCAGUUUCAAAGGAGCUUCAUCAAAGCAGCAAAGCUGGAGAACCAGGAGUCCAGGGUGUCAGAGAUCCACAGCCUCGUCCAUCGGCUCCCAGAGAAAAACAGGCAGAUGCUGCACUUGCUCAUGAACCAUUUGGCAAAAGUUGCAGAUAAUCACAAGCAGAACCUGAUGACUGUUGCUAAUCUGGGUGUGGUGUUUGGGCCGACGCUGCUCCGACCUCAGGAGGAAACGGUCGCUGCCAUUAUGGACAUCAAAUUCCAGAACAUUGUGAUUGAAAUUUUAAUAGAGAACCACGAGAAGAUAUUCAGCACGGCGCCGGAGGCCCCGGCGGGCGCGACGCUGCUGCAGCCGCGCAGGAAGAGCUCGGAGCCGAAACCGCCCUCGUGCAGCGAGCGGCCGCUGACGCUGUUCCACACGGGGCAGCCCGCAGAGAAGGAGAACAGGAACAGCAUCAUCAACUCCAGCCUGGAAUCUGUCAUCUCCUCAAAUGCAAACAGCUUCCUCAACUCCAGCAGCGCUCCCCAGCCCAGCCUCAACUCCAGUGAUCUUGAACUGGAAGUAAUUAAGCCCAACAGGCCAAAUUCCCUGAAGAGCCCCUCGCAAAGCCCUCCCGAGUAAGAAGAAGGGAAAACCAUCCAGCUGACAUUUGCUGCCUGCAGCAGCAGCCAGAACUUCCCCCCAGCCUCUCACCACCUCUGCUCUUUCUGAGAAACAAAGGAAAUUGGAUCCUACAAGAAAACUGUUUUCCAAACCACCAGAGACCUCGGGGUAGCCCGUUCCUCCUGGGCACUGCCAUCCCCAGGGGCUGCUCUGGGGGCUGCCAGGGGACAUCCAGCAGCAGCCUGGAAAUAAAUCCCUGUGGUUCAUGGGAAGGAGGUGAACCCAUCAUUCCCAAAGCCUGGGAGCAGCUCAGGUGGGUCCUGAGCUGUCCCUGGGUUCUUCUUGAGGAAGUGUUCUGGAAGGACUGGCAGAGCUGCUCAGCCACUGCAGGACCAAGUUCAUCAUCCUGCCCUGAUGGGCAGGGGUGCUCUGCUCACCCCAAAGCACACCCUGGCAUUAGUGACCCCUCUCUGUGUGGGUUUGCUGGCACAGAGUGUUUGCUGUGGCACCAAGGAUCCAAGACACCAAAUCCUGCUCCAAAGCAGGGGGAACUUAGGCAGAGGCUGCCCAAGGGCUGGUCCUUGUCUCAGGCUGUUUCCCUGAUAACUCUGAAAUGCUGUGGUUGCAUUCCUGCUGUCCUGAGCAGAGUGAGCAGUUGUGGAGCAAUGACAGAGCCACCUGAGGAGGAACAAGAGCUGCAUCCUCUUGUCAUGAUUUCAUCUCAAAAACUGCAGCAGCAACUUCUGCUCUGGAGCUGUGUGCCCCUGGAUUUUCCUUCCCUUGUGCAGUGGACAGGACCAGGGCUGGUGGCAGAAACAGUGUCCAUCCCAUCCCUGGCACAGUGUCCAUCCCAUCCCUGGCACACCCAGUGCCAUGCACAGUGUCCAUCCCAUCCCUGGCACAGUGUCCAUCCCAUCCUGGCACACCCAGUGCCAUGCACAGUGUCCAUCCCAUCCCUGGCACAGUGUCCAUCCCAUCCUGGCACAGCCAGUGCCAUGCACAGUGUCCAUCCCAUCCCUGGCACAGUGUCCAUCCCAUCCUGGCACACCCAGUGCCAUGGCACAGGCUCAGCCACAUUUUGGUCACCAGCUCGUGGCCCCUCCCAGCCUCACCUUGGCCUGGCUCCUCCUGGAGCCAUCUCUUUGCAAGAACUGGUGCUUGAAGGGUGAAUUUUGGUAGUUUGGGAUGACUUGGUGACCUUGGUAGCACCUCCACUGGGGGUGGGAAUAGAUGGAGGAACUGGUAAGUCCCAAUGGCACAGGUUUGGGAAAGACCAAGGAAAACUCAUUUUUCAGGAGAGGGACAGCUUUGAUGAUGGAAAUGCUACAGGAUUGUUUUUGAAUAGUGAUGGUUAUUAGCAGGAUGUUUUGGGAAUCUGCUUGAAAGCCUGCCUGACAGCAUUCCCUGUUUCCCAGCCUCUGGUGAGGUCAUGCUGCACUCACUGCUGUAUCCCAUUUUCUGUGUGUAAUCUUCUGACACAAUAAAGGUGUUGCCUGUAAUUUCAGAGGGAAUUUAUCAGUGUCUGUUGAAUCCAGUGGCACAGCUUCUGCAGGGAGUCAAGCCAAGAGUGUGGCCUUAAGCAGAGAUGGUCCAAGGGGAAGGAUCUGUGACAUAAAUAUCCCCCUGUGGUGGCAGCCAGAGGACACUGGGGAAGGUGAAACGUUGGUCUGAGCAACUCUAGGGCUGAGGUUCUCCCCCUGUUCUGGGGCCACCAGUCCCUGAAUCCCUUCCCUGUGCCCCAGGAGCCCCAGCUGUGGGAUACAGACCUGUGUGAUCAGAGGUGCUGUCCCUCCCUCAAGGAGAAAACAUAAAUCAUGAUGCUUUUACAGAACUAAUUGUUUUUACAGAGGCAUUUACAGUGGGGAGAAGGAUUUCUGGUGUUCUGUCAGGGAUGGAGUUUCUAAUCUGAGUAGGAUGGGGAAUACAAAUAAGUUACUAAGCAGAGCAGCAGUAAAUGAAUCAAACUGGUAUUUUAGUACAAUAAUGGCUUUUUGGUGAACCUGAGAAUGACCUGAAUCGAACAGUUUGGAAGGACCCAAAAACUCCUGUGUGCAGUUACAAGUUCAGUAACUCAGUCCAGCUGCAGUUGACAGCUGUGGCUUCAGGAAUCAGCACAAGGGGAAAGGGGAUGUAAAACAAAAUCAGUGGCAUUUUUAUACAGUGAAUGUGUGAGUGACAGACAGAGGGGUGGAGGCUGUUCACAGUCAUCAUUAAGGUCCAGAAAUCCCAGGAGCAGUUUCUGGCAGCCCUGGGGGAAGCAUGGGGCAGGUAAGUGGUGCAGCACAGCCCUGGGCACAGGGCAGAGCACUGGGGCUCGCUGCAGAUCAGCUCUCAUUGCCCAGCCUUGAGGCACUUCCCAAGGCCCUGGUGCUUCGUUUCCUGGCUGUGUCUCACUCUCAGGACAUUCCCAGCACUGUCCUGGGCUGUGUGUGUGUCAGUGCUGUUUGCUGCUGUGCUUGCCUGCUGAUCAGCUCUCUGGUUAUGUC